GAAACUACCGAAACUGAAACAUGGCCAAGAAGAAGGGAAAGAAGGGCAAGAAAGGCAAGCGAGCCAAGGUCGAUUGUAAGCUGCCAAUCACCGAUGCGAUGCUCAAGCAACCAGCGAUGGAUGAUUGCGAUGGCUGCUGUCAGUGUGAGUGCGUGUGCGAUUGUGACUGCAGUCCGGAGAUUGCUCCGUGCUUCCUGCAACCGCGUCGCCCCGAUCCGGGACCCGAGGCCUACGAAGAGUUUGAGGCUUGCCUCAAUGGCAGCGGCCUGACCAUACGCGUCCUCAAGAACACCCACAAGGUGGAGACCGUCGACGAUGGCAGCAACUUCAAUCCCGAUCUGGGCGCUGACGAUGAUCCCUGCUAUCGCGACAGCAUUGACGACUGUGAGCCGAAGAAGGAUCCCUGCCUGCACGAGCUUCUGCAGCGCAGCUCCUUUGCCCGCAACCAUAUAAGACGCCGCACAGGGGGCAAGAUCAUCAAUCACCCGAAGAUACCCAAGGUGCGGGCAAACAUCAAAUAUUCGGGGAACGAUGCCUGCGAGACGGACAACUAUUAUGUGCCCUUCUCGAAGAUCAAGGAGGCGUGCGACUUCCAGGAUGAUCGCAGGGAAUGCUAUCGCCAGCGGCUCUGCGGCGGUGGGCCGAAAAUGGUGCCCGCCUGCCCACCCGCACAGAACCAAAGAAGCUGCUGCAUGCAGGUGGAGCGCAAGGACAUACAGGAGACAAUGAAGGGCCUCAAUCUGGACACCAAAAAGAAGGGUAUUGAGGUGUGCUACAAGACCUGCGACGAGACGGACAGCGAUGUGUUCCUCGUGAAACUCGGCAGCAAAGCCAAGUCGCGCCACAAGAAGAACGUCAUCGAGAUUGAGCUGCGUACACCGAAGCAGCCAGUGAUUCUGCCCAGCAAUAAGGUCACCACCGAGACCUAUGUCACCGAGGAGCUGCUGAAUGCUGCCGGCGGUGGUGGUGGCAAGAAGGGGAAGAAGGGCAAGGGCAAGGGCAAGGGCAAAAAGAAGAAGUAGUUGCAGCAAACCCAAAUCCAAAACCCAACUGCAGCGACAACCAACCGGACUUGACCAGAACCAGUAGGGAUUGACAACCUUUUUGAAGGAUCAUCCCAGAGAAAUUGUCAUCAAAAUUCUAGCAGCUAUUUUCCAAUUUCAAUUAUCAAUUUGGCAUCACAUCACUCACAUUUUUCCUUUGGCUUUCGGAUAAUAUUUAAACAAUAAAUGUGAGAUUUGGAAUCUUUAA
This is a messenger RNA of Drosophila guanche, 1251 nucleotides long. RefSeq lists its product as uncharacterized. The record is from RefSeq and is a predicted model, not a curated record. Lineage: Eukaryota; Metazoa; Arthropoda; Insecta; Diptera; Drosophilidae. Bases 21 to 1022 code for a protein of 333 amino acids. The transcript is spliced from 3 exons.